Molecule: messenger RNA, 1305 nt
Organism: Electrophorus electricus (electric eel)
Lineage: Eukaryota; Metazoa; Chordata; Actinopteri; Gymnotiformes; Gymnotidae
Gene: npy4r
Product: neuropeptide Y receptor Y4
Biological process (GO): G protein-coupled receptor signaling pathway
Cellular component (GO): plasma membrane; neuron projection
Molecular function (GO): neuropeptide Y receptor activity; neuropeptide binding
Source: RefSeq, a predicted model, not a curated record
AUGUCCUAUGAUAUUGCAGAAACUCAGAUUGGAGGUCUGUAUUGGGCAGGUUCUCAUGAUACUCUUCCUGCUGCUGCUGUAAAGCAACCAAUCAGGAUGGCUCUUUCUGGUCUGCCAGGGUGGGCUGGACUCCUAAACUCCUCCCUCAUUCAUGAGCACAAUAACAGGAGCCUGUUCCUGCAGGAUGGGCCCUGCUGGGGGUCGUUCGGGGUGACACUUGCACUGGUGCUCUGCUACAUCCUGGUGUUCAUGUUUGGAUUUAUAGGGAACAUCCUCCUCAUCUGCAUCAUAGCACGACAGAGGGACCAGCGCAAUGUGACCAGCAUAUUCAUCGCCAAUCUGUCCAUCUCUGAUAUCUUGAUAUGUGUCUUCUGCCUGCCCUUCACAUUGGCCUCCACACUAAUGGACCACUGGGUGUUUGGGGCAGUGCUGUGUCGGCUCACGCCCUUUGUGCAGUGCAUGUCUGUCACAGCCUCCGUGUUAUCCCUGGUGCUCAUUGCUCUGGAGCGCCACCAGCUGGUCCUGCACCCAUCAGGCUGGAAGCCAAGCCCUGCCCAGGCCCGCUGUGCUCUGCUGGGGAUUUGGCUGCUUGCUGCCUUCACCUCUCUGCCCUUCCUGGUAUUCCAACUUCUGACCAGUGAACCAUACAGUGACCUGCCGCCCCCCCACAGCCAGCUGCAGGCCUGCCAGGAGGUGUGGCCGUCGGCAGGGCAUAGACGCGCCUACAGCACCACCAUGCUGCUGUUCCAGUACUGCGGGCCUCUGCUGCUAAUGGUGCUAUGCUACGUGCGUAUCUUUCUGCGUCUGCGAUGGCGUAUGCUAGAGCGGAAGAACAGCCAGAGGCGCACAGACGAGCACAAACGCCUCACACACAGCAAGCACAUCAGCGCCAUGCUGCUCACCCUGGUUAUGGCAUUUGCAGUGUGCUGGAUGCCUCUGAAUGUAUAUAACAUGGUAGCAGACUGGCAUGAGGAGGGACUGCCUAUCUGCCAGCACGACCUGCUGUUCUUGCUCUGUCACGUGCUGGCCAUGAGCUCCACCUGUGUAAAUCCUAUCAUCUAUGGCUUCCUCAACUUCAACUUCCGCAGUGAGGUGUGCUCCAUGUUCCAGCUCUGCUGCUGUCAUGAAGUAGAGGGCAACUAUGAGAACUUCCCUCUUUCCAUCAUAAACACUGACAGGUUGCACAUAUCUCUGAAGCUCAGUGGUAGGAACCACUCCAUCUCCAACAGGGCUAAAGUAACACAAUAUCGCAACACAACAAACUAUAGUUCAACAUUGACAACAACCCAAACUAGUUUUACUUAG